AUGCGCCAGUCGAGGCGUAACAGAAGACAUCACGGCGGGGGUUAUACGGGUGGAGGCGCGGCGUAUACGGGAGGAAUUUAUGGAGGAGGGGGCGGAGGUGGUGACGGAGGAGGUGGCGGCGGCGGUGGUGGAGGCGAUGGAGGCGGUGGUGGUGGAUGUUAG
Pyrenophora tritici-repentis Pt-1C-BFP is the source of this 162-nucleotide messenger RNA. Lineage: Eukaryota; Fungi; Ascomycota; Dothideomycetes; Pleosporales; Pleosporaceae. The record is from RefSeq and is a predicted model, not a curated record.